GUUCUUUCUUCAUUCUUAGGCAAAAAGCAUUGUUUCUUCACUAUAUAUAUUUUCUUAUCAAAACAAGAGGGGAGGAGAAAAAAAAUUAUUCUCAAAAUACAAAAGAGUUUAAUUUUGAUAUACUGAUCGAGUAUGGCCAGAGAAGGUCUCGGACUUGAAAUCACGGAGCUAAGGUUAGGUUUACCCGGAGAGCCUAAAAGUUUGGUGAGUAUUAAUAAGAAUGAGAAGAAGAGAAUGUUUUCGGAGAUUGAUGGUAAUGGUGAUAACGAGAAGAAGAGUAACACUGGAGGCAACCUGAAGACUACUGAGUCGAAGGCUCAGGUCGUAGGGUGGCCUCCAGUGUGCUCGUACCGGAAGAAGAACAGCAUGAAUGAGACUACAAAGAUGUAUGUGAAGGUUAGCAUGGAUGGUGCUCCUUUCUUGAGGAAAAUUGAUUUGGGAAUGCAUAAGGGAUACUCUGAGUUAGCCUUGGCCUUGGAGAAGCUCUUUGGUUGCUAUGGAAUGGGGGAAGCAUUGAAGGAUCCAGAGAACUGUGAACACGUUCCCAUUUAUGAGGACAAAGAGGGUGAUUGGAUGCUUGUUGGAGAUGUUCCUUGGGAAAUGUUUAUGGAAUCAUGCAAGAGGCUUAGGAUUAUGAAGAGAUCAGAUGCGUGGCAAAUUGAAAAGACAUAUAUAGAGAUAGAUGAAAUUAAAGAAAAAAAUGUUUAGUCUUCUAAUUAAUUAUUAAUGUUGUUGUGCACGUUUUGAUGAUCAUGAUUAUUAUUAUUUUAUUAUUAUUUUAUAUUUGUGUUUUCGUUUCUUUUAUAUUAUAUUGAGGAAAUUAAGCAUGCCUUUAUUUUUAUAUAUAUAGCUUGAAGCCUUGAAUUGAUGUACAACUAUGAAUCAAACUUCUGUUUAUGUAUUAAGACUUAAUGAUAUGUACUUAAAUAGGAAACUCGUCGUUUUA
Messenger RNA from Arachis stenosperma, 946 nucleotides. RefSeq names its product auxin-induced protein IAA6-like. Lineage: Eukaryota; Viridiplantae; Streptophyta; Magnoliopsida; Fabales; Fabaceae. The transcript is spliced from 3 exons. Gene Ontology annotation, biological process: regulation of DNA-templated transcription. Gene Ontology annotation, molecular function: protein binding. Gene Ontology annotation, cellular component: nucleus. The record is from RefSeq and is a predicted model, not a curated record. The coding region runs from base 133 to 708 and encodes 191 amino acids.